CCGGACGUCUCUCGCAACGUUCAACAAAUGUUUGGAGAGUUAAACAUUAAAUCGAGUCCUCCCAAAUGCUUCUAAUCUGGCUGCUCGUCAUCCCAUCAGUGGCCACCUACGUUUGCAAAAGCGCCUGCGAACUCUGCACGAUGGGCACGAACCAGGGGUCCGCUUCCUGUGCGCUGUGCAGGGAUUGCAAGAGAUCCGUAAAUCGUCGCAUGAUGGAUUUCCCCCAAAGGAUACCAACUCUAAGCGACCAGCAGAAGAAAGAUUUGAAAGAAUUGGAGAAAUCAGAGUUCAAAAAGGUUAUGCAGGAGUACGGGUUGAAGCCGGAGGACUUGAUAGAUACUGACAUUGGGAGUAUGGAGGAUACGCAGACUCCUAAUCCUAAGAAUAGGACGACAAGAGGUACCUAG
Messenger RNA from Cydia amplana, 407 nucleotides. RefSeq lists its product as uncharacterized. The transcript has 3 exons. NCBI's taxonomy places the organism in Eukaryota, Metazoa, Arthropoda, Insecta, Lepidoptera, Tortricidae. The coding region runs from base 66 to 407 and encodes 113 amino acids. The record is from RefSeq and is a predicted model, not a curated record.